Brassica rapa (field mustard) is the source of this 2991-nucleotide messenger RNA. RefSeq names its product probable leucine-rich repeat receptor-like protein kinase At5g49770. The record is from RefSeq and is a predicted model, not a curated record. Lineage: Eukaryota; Viridiplantae; Streptophyta; Magnoliopsida; Brassicales; Brassicaceae. Gene Ontology annotation, biological process: protein phosphorylation. Gene Ontology annotation, molecular function: ATP binding; protein kinase activity; protein binding.
AAAGUUACACUGUUGACCAACGAGACUUCUUCUCGAAGUAUUUUGUGAUACAAUGGUUCUGAAGAUGAGUUCAAGAAUUCAAGUCUGCAUGCUCCUGAUUUUGACUUUUUGCCAAAUUUGUUCUGUUUCAGCGCUAACAAAUGGUUUAGACGCUUCUGCUUUACAAGCCUUGAAGAGUGAAUGGACCAGGUUUCCUGAGAAUUGGAAAGGCUCUGAUCCUUGUGGAACCAAUUGGGUUGGAAUUACAUGUAACAAUAACAACCACGUUAUUUCAAUAUCAUUAGGCAACCUUAACUUGGAAGGAAAGCUUUCUGCCGAUAUUUCUUCGUUGGCUGAACUGCAGAUCUUGGAUUUGACAUCUAAUUCUAAAUUGUCUGGAUCGCUUCCAUCAAAUAUUGGUAACCUCAGGAAGUUGACUACCUUGAACCUUAUGGAAUGCGGUUUCAGUGGUGAAAUCCCCGAGUCCAUAGGAUCUCUAGAACAACUUAUAACUCUAUCCCUGAACUCAAAUAAAUUUAGUGGAACAAUUCCAGCUUCCAUUGGACGAUUAUCUAAACUAAAUUGGUUUGAUAUAGCUGACAAUCAGAUCGAAGGAACUAUUCCAGUUUCUAAUGGGACUUCUUCACCAGGACUGGACAUGCUUCUUGAAACUAAGCAUUUUCACUUUGGAAAUAACAAGCUUUCUGGGGAUAUCCCAGAAAAGCUCUUCUCCUCAAACAUGACUUUAAUACAUGUGCUAUUCGGAAACCAGUUCACAGGAAAAAUCCCGAACAGCCUCGGCCUCGUUAAAACGUUGACAGUGUUACGCCUUGAUAGGAAUAAACUAACAGGAGAUAUUCCUUCAAGUCUAAAUAAUCUCACAGAUCUGAAUGAACUGUACUUGGCUGACAACAGACUUACAGGUAGCCUUCCAAAUUUAACAAGCUUGGCCAGUCUCUACACAUUAGAUGUGAGCAAUAACCAAUUAACAUUCUCACUCAUUCCAUCAUGGAUCUCUACAUUAGGCUCCCUGUCAACAUUAAGGAUGGAAGGGAUCCAACUCGAAGGUCCAAUACCAAUCUUGCUCUUUGCCCCUACUCUAUUGCAGACUGUUGUAUUAAAGCGCAAUCAGUUAAAUGCAACAUUGGAUUUUGGUACCAACUAUAGCAAACAAUUAGAGCUUGUGGAUUUACAAAACAAUGAAAUAACUAUUUAUAAACCAGCAGCUAAUAAAGGCAUCCAAGUAAUAUUGGCAGAUAAUCCAGUGUGCCAAGAAGCAGGGAACCAACAGAGUGACUUCUGCAGAACAAUCCAACAUAAUACUGAUUUUUCUGUUCCACAAAUAAACUGUUCACCAUGUGGUCAAGGCAGGGAACCGAGUCCAGCGUGCCGCUGUGUGUAUCCAAUCACAGGAAAACUCAUCUUCAGGUCUCCUUCCUUCUCAGGUUUUUCCAAUAACACCAACUUCAUAAUGCUCCAUCAGGGGAUAGCAGAUUUCUUUAGGGACCCCAGUUAUCAAGUGGACUCCGUCGCCAUCAGAAACUUUAGAGAAACUGCAACUGGUCAUCAGCUUCUAGUAGACCUCUUGUUAUUUCCAUUGAACAAGGAGAGUUUUAAUCAGACAGAAAUGAAUAGUGCUAUUUCUGCGUUUAGCACUCAUACAUAUGACCCUCCUGCAAUAUUUGGGCCUUACAUUUUCAGAGCUGAUCAGUACCGUCCGUUUUCUGGAGGUUCCAUUUCAACAAACACUGGCAUUAUCAUCGGAGCAGUAGUUGGUGCCGUGGUUCUUGUAAUGUUGUUAACUAUAGCUGGGAUUUACGGUCUUAGGCAGAAGAAGAGAGCAGAGAAAGCCACUGGUCAAAAUAAUCCUUUUGCCAAAUGGAAUAAGAGUACAAGCAGUGUUGAUGCUCCGCAGCUAAUGGGAGCAAAAGCAUUUACUUUUGAAGAGUUGAGGAAAUGCACGGACAAUUUCUCACCGGCAAAUGAUGUUGGAGGUGGAGGUUAUGGCAAGGUGUACAAAGGGAUUCUUCCCUCUGGAAAACUCCUAGCAAUCAAAAGAGCGCAACAAGGAUCUUCACAAGGGGAGUUAGAAUUUAAAACUGAGAUUGAGCUUCUUUCAAGGGUCCAUCAUAAGAAUGUUGUCAAGCUCUUAGGCUUUUGUUUUGAUCGAAAUGAACAAAUGCUUGUAUACGAGUACAUUCCAAAUGGCUCUCUUACAGACAGUCUAUCAGGCAAGAAUGGUAUUAGACUUGACUGGACAAGAAGGCUCAAAAUAGCACUUGGGUCUAGCAGGGGUUUGGCUUAUCUUCAUGAGCUUGCUGAUCCACCAAUUAUACACAGAGACAUCAAAUCAAAUAAUAUACUACUUGAUGAAAGUCUAAAUGCAAAGGUUGCCGACUUUGGCCUCUCAAAACUUGUGGGAGACCCUGAGAAAAAUCAUGUGACAACACAAGUGAAAGGAACUAUGGGCUAUCUGGAUCCUGAGUACUACAUGACGAAUCAAUUGACUGAGAAGACCGAUGUGUAUGGGUUUGGUGUGGUGAUGCUUGAGCUAUUAACUGGUAAAAGUCCGAUCGUGGGCGGCAAAUACGUGGUGAAAGAGGUGAAGGCAAAGAUGGAUAAAUCAAGGAACUUGUAUGACCUGCAAGAAUUGGUGGACACGACUAUCAUUCCAAACAGUGGAAAUCUAAACGGGUUUGAGAAGUAUGUGGAUCUUGCUUUGAGAUGUGUGGAUGAAGAAGGAGUGAAGAGACCAUCCAUGGGUGAGGUUGUCAAAGAGAUUGAGAACAUUAUGCAGCUUGCGGGAUUAAACCCGAAUAUUGAUUCAGCGACUAAUUCGAGAACGUACGAGGAAGCAAGCAAAGGAUCUGGUGAUCCUUAUGGCAAUGAAAUCCAAUGAUUGAAUUUUCUUUUGUGUGAACUCAUAAAUGCUUUCUUUCUUGAUACUUUGAUUUGUAUUCAGUUUUAUGAUUGGAUUAAUCUAUACUAUUAUUUAUGAAGUGAUUUAGCUUA